Molecule: messenger RNA, 1246 nt
Organism: Colletotrichum phormii
Lineage: Eukaryota; Fungi; Ascomycota; Sordariomycetes; Glomerellales; Glomerellaceae
Exons: 1
Coding region: 138-1082 (314 amino acids)
Source: RefSeq, a predicted model, not a curated record
AAGAACAAGCAAUAGGAUCACCAACAGACGAGUGAUAAUUGCUACCACUAUUUGUCGUAUACGACCCCGUGACCCAACAGUGUCGUUAGAAUUGCGUGUCGACGUCUUGAGUUUCAAUCUUCCCUGGCACCGGUGGGAUGCUUUUGGAGUACGCUGCUAUUAAUGAAUUAGAGUUUGAUUGCCGGCCUCAACGGCAUAGACCAUCCUACCGACGGGAUGGAAAGGAGGCAGAGCUCAAGAGAACACGACCUCGCUCGCCGUGUACCGUCGUGUCUUCUGCUCAUCCAAACCACCGCCAAGACGAACACCCAUCCGGAUACGUGCACCAAACGCCAACAAUGGUCGCCAUCACCCUCCCGCUCCUAGCAGCGCUCGCAGCAACCCCGUCGCGACUAGGCAUCGUCUGCGCGCGCUUUAAAGAAUCUCUCGAUCCCUGGGCACCCGUCGCCGCUUCCACAUACCUCUACUCCAAAGGCGGUGUGCCCCAGAUGAACGACACCGUGCAACACUCCUCCUUCCGCUCCUACGUAUCCCUCCGCAACAUCGGACGAGAAGGCCACACUCACCUCUACCAUAUUGUAAACAACUACGACACCCUCGACGACAUCAUGAUUUUCACGCAGGCGGACCCCUUUGAUCUCAUCGCACCCGUCGUAAACACGACGGAGCAGAUGGUGCAGAAGGCGAUGAGCGUGCCCGCGGACGACGUGACGCCCUUUAACGACGCGCUGUUCCACGAUGUUGCGGACUGGGGCCGGAUCGACUGGAACAGCUCGGCGCAGAAACUGUGGAUCACGGCUAGUCAGAUCAAGAGCUUGCAGCUUGCGCCAUACACGCCGGCACAGUUCUGGACGAUGAUAGUGGGCGGAGAGCAUCCGCCGGCGAUUCGGGCGAUGCACGGCGGGACGUUUGCUGUGCGCCGAGAGACGAUACGGAAGUUGCCCAAGGAGGCGUAUCAAAAGGCGCUGAAUGAGUUUGAGACGACGAAUUCGACGAAUCCGGAGGUUGGGUUCUUCAUGGAGCGCAUGUGGGCUCCGAUGUUCUCGGAGAAGUACCGGCUGCCGAGUGUGCAGAAUCCGUGAUGUGGUGAGGCGUUCGGUCUGGUCGGAGGUCCACGACAGGCCACCCCGUGAGAAAAACAAAGCAAGAUCUGCAAAAUAUGAAAGAACUGUAAGCAAUAGAGCAAAAGGAAAUGGUAUUUGGUCAAAAAUGCAAAAGGUUACUCCUCGACGGGGAAUUGAACCCC